AUGAUAGCAUCGAUUUCUUCGAAAUUUUCAGAAAAUAAUUCAACCGAUGUUUCGGACUCAUCCGUAAAAAUGCAACAAAAUCGGCAGUCUCCAAAGCAAUCACGAACACACCCCGAAACUUCGUCUGAUUCCAGUUCUCAGCAAAGUGUGAGGAGGUCUCGGAGAACAUCGUUGCUUGGAAAACAGGCAAAUUAUACGGAAACGACUAGUUCCUCAUCUUCAGAAACAGAAGUCAAAUUAGGUGUGAGAAGACGGCGAUUAAGUUCACACAAAUCUGAAGGGGAUUCUAUCUCAUCUUCAAAUUCUGAUUUGGAAUCUCGACCAAUAAUUAAAAGAGCUCGUUCAACUCGAGACUCUCAAUCUCCAAAAAAGUCAAGUAGUUCUUCACUUUCUGAAAUUUCGGAAAAUUAUUUAUCUUCUGCUAUGGACACAGAAAGUGAAACGCAAGAACCACCGUCACCUCCCGAAACACCAAGUUUGCCGCUUCAAAAACGCCGUUCAUCUCAAUCGGAAUCAUCAGACGAUUCGUCUGAAGACACAGAUAGAACUUCGGAACCUCCGUCUCCUCCAGGAACCCCAAUACCGCACGAUCCAUGUAAAAUCUGUGGUGGGUUUGAACCAUUAGGUUCACAAUAUCCGCUUCUAGUUUGCGCUGGUUGUAAAAUAUGUGUUCAUACUGGUUAG
Scutellospora calospora is the source of this 684-nucleotide messenger RNA. The record is from the annotation of a GenBank genome assembly. NCBI's taxonomy places the organism in Eukaryota, Fungi, Glomeromycota, Glomeromycetes, Diversisporales, Gigasporaceae.